Dendrobium catenatum is the source of this 2646-nucleotide messenger RNA. Its product is annotated as U-box domain-containing protein 51-like. The transcript has 8 exons. Gene Ontology annotation, biological process: protein phosphorylation. Gene Ontology annotation, molecular function: protein kinase activity; ATP binding. Bases 1 to 2646 code for a protein of 881 amino acids. Lineage: Eukaryota; Viridiplantae; Streptophyta; Magnoliopsida; Asparagales; Orchidaceae. The record is from RefSeq and is a predicted model, not a curated record.
AUGGCCGAUCAAUCGGCUUCUUCUUUCCAAGGAAUAGGAACUCCUGCUUCCGAUUCCUCUUCUCUCACCGUGAUAACUCCUCAACUCAAAUUCUUGAUCAGUAAUACCAAGAAUCUUGUUGCUCCCGUCUCCCCUUCUAAAGCCCGAGCUCCCUGUCCUCUCGCUCUCGCUCUUCUUUGUUCGCACAAUCCAGCUAAGCCGAAUUCCCCCACCCGAUCUCCCACUCCGAUCUCCAUCAAUUCCAGACCUCUUACUUCACCUCAACCUGCUUCUAUCACUCCUAUUACCUCUACUGCUCCCAUUCAUCCUAUGAAAACUAGGCGGCAAACCGGUCAUCUUAAGCCCAAAGUCAUGUUUGAUCUCACUCAUCAAUUAACUGAUGCUGAUCCGACCUCCUACACUCAUGCCAGCAAAGUGGAACAUUGGUGCACCGCUAUGUCUCAAGAGUUUCAGGCGUUACAAUCUCAAGGAACUUGGGACUUAGUUCCUCCAAAACCGGAUCAACACAUUCUUGGAUGCAAAUGGAUAUAUCGCACUAAAAGAACCUCCUCUGGCACUGCUUCUCGCUAUAAGGCUCGUCUUGUCGCCUUAGGAUAUAAUAGAGAAUUUGGUAUUGAUUACACUGACACGUUUAGUCCAGUUGCUAAAAUUCCUACGGUUCGCGUUUUACUUGUCUUAGCUUUACAUGAAAAUUGGCCCAUACAUCAAUUAGAUGUUUCUAAUGCUUUUUUACAUGGUUCUCUAACUGAUACGGUGCAGGUGAGGGAAGUAGUGCUAGAAGACAUGGAUAUCUCUAAAGCCAUUGUGGACUACAUAGCAACUAACAAAGUCCACAAUGUUGUUGUUGGUGCCUCCAGUAGGAAUGCUAUCACAAGAAAAUUUAAAAAUCCUGAUGUGCCUUCGAAUGUGGCCAAAUCAGCUCCAGAUUUCUGUACAGUGUAUGUCAUAUCCAAAGGGAAGCAAGUAAGUGUUCGAUCAGCAAGAAGCCCUGCCCCUGCUAAUCACACACCACCGAGGCAAGCACAGCCGCUUACUGUAGCGCCGAGCAAUCAUCUUGGCUCGGAUGAUUCUAUCAAUCUUGACAUCUACUGUUCCCAAAGGCCUGCAACUUCAACGCCUAGGGAAUCCUUUUCAGAGGAUUUUGAUGUUCAAAGAAAUAUGGGAUUCAGAGUUCCUGAUUUCAGUGAGUCAUUUGAGAUGAAUAUGAGCAGCAUCACUGACAUAUCCUCAACAAGUACUAAUCUCAUUAUCAUGGAAGAAUUUUAUAGGAAAGAACUUCAUACUUACCAUUCUACACAGGCAAAUAGAGACAUAGAAGCUGAGAUGAAAAGACUGAAGCUUGAGCUGAAGCAAACCAUGGACAUGUACAGCACAGCGUGCAAGGAAGCAAUCACAUCUAAACUGAAGGCAAAAGAGCUUCAUGAUAGGAAGAUGGAGGAAGCUAGAAAGGUCGAGGAAGCAAAGUAUGCAGAAGAAGCAGCUCUUGCUCUUGUAGAAAGGGAAAAGGCCAGAUGCAAGGCUGCUAUUGAAGCAGCUGAAGCAGCUCAAACCCUUGCAGAAUUUGAGGCACAGAGAAGGUUAAAUGCAGAGCUUAAGGCCAAGCAUGAAGCUGAGGAGAAGUUGAGAGCUCUGAAUGAACUGGCACUUAAGGAUCAACGCUACAGGAAAUACAAUAUUGAUGAGAUUGAGAUUGCCACUGAAUACUUCUCAGAAUCACUAAAGAUUGGGGAAGGUGGAUAUGGGCCUGUUUAUAAAGCUUCACUAGAUCACACUCCAGUUGCCAUUAAAGUUCUGAGACCAGAUGCAGCUCAAGGGAGGAAGCAGUUCCAACAAGAGGUUGAGGUUCUGAGUUGUAUAAGACAUCCAAAUAUGGUCCUACUACUUGGUGCCUGCCCCGAGUAUGGAUGCUUGGUGUAUGAGUUCAUGGAUAAUGGAAGCUUGGAAGACAGACUAUUCCGACGUGGGCACAGCCCUCCUAUCCCAUGGCCGGUGAGAUUCAAAAUUGCAGCAGAGAUAGCCACUGCUUUACUCUUCCUCCACCAGGCUAAGCCAGAGCCAUUAGUCCAUAGAGACCUCAAACCAGCUAAUAUACUCCUUGACCACAACUAUACCAGCAAGAUAAGUGAUGUAGGCCUCUCAAGGCUUGUUCCUCCUUCAGUAGCUGACAGCGUAACCCAAUACAGAAUGACUUCAACUGCUGGAACCUUCUGUUAUAUUGAUCCUGAGUAUCAGCAAACAGGAAUGCUUGGUACUAAGUCUGAUGUUUACUCACUUGGGGUUCUUCUGCUUCAAAUUAUUACUGCUAAAGGCCCAAUGGGACUAACUCAUAUUGUAGAAAGAGCUUUAGAAAGGGGAACCUUAGUUGAUUUGCUUGAUCCUACGAUAACUAAUUGGCCAAUGGAAGAUGUUAUAAGGUAUACAAGGCUUGCACUGAAAUGCUCAGAGUUGAGGAAGAAGGACAGACCUGAUCUUGGGACUGUUAUAUUGCCAGAACUUAAUAGGUUGAGAAAUCUUGGUUUUGAAUAUCAAGCUAGUUGUAAUAGUAGUAGCAACGGUAGCACUGAUGGUGGAAGUUUUGGAGUGCAUCAAAGAGCUAAAUCUGCUUGUCAAAUAGGUUUACCAACGGCCAAAAAAAAUAUUAUUUGA